Messenger RNA from Ceratosolen solmsi marchali, 1128 nucleotides. Its product is annotated as coiled-coil domain-containing protein 137. Gene Ontology annotation, cellular component: nucleus. NCBI's taxonomy places the organism in Eukaryota, Metazoa, Arthropoda, Insecta, Hymenoptera, Agaonidae. Bases 145 to 1056 code for a protein of 303 amino acids. The record is from RefSeq and is a predicted model, not a curated record. The transcript is spliced from 3 exons.
UUUAUGUAACUGCGCGUGGAGCAGAGCGCGGCACAAUUUUCAAUCUUUGGCUUGCAACAUAAUCAGUUGGGUGUGAAAAAAUAAGCACGUGCAGCCUUUAAAAAAAGAAAACCAAUGUCAAUGCAUUAGUAGCAUUGACUAAAGAUGGGACGUAAGAUUCCUGGAAAGAAGCAUAAAGGAGUUAAAAAUCCAUACAAACAAAGAGCUAAGCGAUUGUCAGAAUUAAAAAUCAAUGAUCCACCGAAUAAUACAGACGAUCAAGAUAUUCCUAAAAGCUUGUUGCGCGUAAUUAAACUUAAGAAUGAUGUAAGAAACAAAAGUAGAGUAGUAAAGAAAAAGAAGAAAAAUAACGCAAAUCUUAUUGCUAUUGGUGGUGAUUAUAAUAAACAACUACCUUACAAUAAAGGAAAGCCAGAUAAAGCUGUGCCAGUUUUUAAUCAAAAACCACAUGAAAAUCUACAUCAGUUUUGGAACAGAGUGAAUACGGAAACCAAAGCGUUUAUAAAGGAAACUGAAUUUGAAUCAAAGUAUAAUGUUGAAGUAAAGCGUAAUUUUACAACCGGUAAAAUAGAAGCUAUUGAGAAGAAGCCGAAAGAGAGAUUUACAGAACUUGAGAAAUUUAAAACCAAACACAAAAAUAUAAGCAAAAAAAAGAAGACUGUCGAUGAUUCAAGUAAAUUAACAAAAUCUCAAAAGAGAAAGCAGAAGCUUUUAAAAAAGAAGCAAGAAAAAUAUGAAGAUUAUGUAAGUGAUUUUAAAUCGUUCAAAGAUAAAAUUGAAUUUGGAGAUAUUGUACAUGCUCCACCCGAAUUGAAGGUACGACCCAGAAAUUCGAAAGAAAUUGAUAAGGUAAAAAAUAAAAAUUUAUUAUUACAUUCAAUUUUACGGGAUGAGAAAUCUUUAGAAAGCAAGAAUACACAAAUAUUAAAUAAAACGGGAAAACGAAAAGAUCUACCGAUUGGAGAGCGACGUCAAAUAGAGAAACAGCAGAGUGACAUUGUCGCUGCGUAUAGAUUAUUGAAAGUAAAGCAAUCUUUGCAAUCAACAAUCUCUUAAUAAGGUUCUAAUGUUAUUAAAUAAUUUUUUUAUUCAACACCUAUGUAGAUCUAGAAUAUAAAUUAUAUUAUU